Molecule: messenger RNA, 929 nt
Organism: Daldinia caldariorum
Lineage: Eukaryota; Fungi; Ascomycota; Sordariomycetes; Xylariales; Hypoxylaceae
Product: glucocorticoid receptor-like (DNA-binding domain)
Exons: 3
Coding region: 125-466 (113 amino acids)
Biological process (GO): translation
Cellular component (GO): mitochondrial small ribosomal subunit; ribosome
Molecular function (GO): structural constituent of ribosome
Source: RefSeq, a predicted model, not a curated record
CCCCGAUUUGCGCCUCUGCAGAAACCAAUGAGCAAAUUGAAUUAACGACUUCAAAACUUUGUGAGGUUUUCGAAACGGUUCCGCGAUACGAAAGGACUAACUUUGCGCCACAAAUACCGUCAAGAUGUCGAUGUUUCGGGCGAAGAAACUUGAUAUUGGCUGUUUCGUCAAUAUCAAGACGAUCCGAGAUCACUCUAAGAGGAAGGCCUUUGCUCAAUUCGAGCCUGAGAGACAAGCUCUGCGAUAUAUCAUUCGAAAUACCACUCUCCCUCCUAGGGCUCGAGCCGAAGCCCAGCUGCAGCUGACCCAGAUGCACUGCUACACCCGGCCGACACAGAUUCGUGGACGAUGUAUAUUAGGUGGUAAGGGAAGAGGUGUAUUCCGCGACUUUAAGAUGUCGAGAUAUAAUUUCAGGAUGCAAGCUCUAGCGGGAAACAUUCCAGGCGUAAAGAAGGCCAGCUGGUAAGGCCGGAUUAAAAUUCAGACGAAUAGACAGACAGCGGUCAUGCUACGAGCAUGAUAUGUACAUUGAUACUAUUAUGAGACUGCAGCUGGAGAAAUGCUGUUCUCUUACAAGCUUACGGUUUCGAAUUGCUUCUUGUAUCGUGUGGUCGGGAGACACAUAGGCAGAUGAUGGACCUGAUGAUGGGACCUGAUGAUUCGACACCAUCCUCACCGGGGAACCAUCUAAAAAAGGGUGUCUUUCUAAUCAAACAUGUAUCCGGGUGCGGUAUCUGGGCAUGUAAGAUUAGGUACUAGCCCCCUUGUUGUGAGGAUUAGACCUUAGGUACCUAAGGUAUGGAAAGGGGACGUAAAUGGUGUAUUGCCUAACAUCUUAAAAUGAGGUAUGAGCAUUGUAUCUUCUAAGUUGUCCUAAUAGUAUGGAGUUAGCCCUGCGGCUUCCCUCGAAUGCAAACGAAUGCAAACGG